ACUCAUUGAUUGUGUGGUAAUUAGAGUGGUUUUGGCGCUAAUUGUGGACACAUUUGGCACCAAUUGUGAGGCAAUGACUGCAAUGAAUAGUCUAUUGGUAUUGGAUUUGUGGCAAAGGGUUGACAACUGUUUUGCUCCCAUCUCUCAAACACAACUCAAUUUCAUCGAUAAAUUGAACGCUAUUUCCAACACUCACUGCAAACCAAACCAUUCAGACAUUGAUGGCGAGACACACGUGGCAUCAGACAGUCACCAAUUGAUCCCUGAUUUUGAGCACUUAUAUGACUUUGACGAAUGGUUUGAAAGCAUUGAAAGGGAUUUCGUUAAUGAAAACGACUCGCGAUUUAAAAAACUAUUGAAUUACUACUCGGAAUGCAAACAACUAUUAGAAGAAGUGAACUCAUGUCUCAGUUAUUUGGAUCAACUCAGGGAACAGUAUCUCUCGGUGUCCAACAAAACCAAAACUCUUCACACGUCUUGUGAACAGCUAUUACAGCAACAGCACGGACUCAUAGUAGCGGUCGAGACAAUUAGCCAGAAGUUGACGUAUUUUAAUGAACUUCAGCCCAUCUCAAAGAAACUGUCGGCGCCGACAAUGCUUGUGCUGAACGAGUCAUUGAUGCCAAUGCUGUCACGUCUGGACGAAUGCAUCGCUUAUUUGGAAAAACUAUUGAAUUACUACUCGGAAUGCAAACAACUAUUAGAAGAAGUGAACUCAUGUCUCAGUUAUUUGGAUCAACUCAGGGAACAGUAUCUCACGGUGUCCAACAAAACUAAAACUCUUCACACAUCUUGUGAACAGCUAUUACAGCAACAGCACGGACUCAUAGUAGCGGUCGAGACAAUUAGCCAGAAGUUGACGUAUUUUAAUGAACUUCAGCCCAUCUCUAAGAAACUGUCGGCGCCGACAAUGCUUGUGCUGAACGAGUCAUUGAUGCCAAUGCUGUCACGUCUGGACGAAUGCAUCGCUUAUUUGGAGUCGAAGAAGAAUUACAGAGAAUCUGAGGUGUAUUUGAAGCAAUUCCUACACUUGCAGUCUCAGGCACUGUCCACCAUCAGGACUCAUGUGAUCAAAACACUGGAACAGACGUCACAGCAAGUGAUGCCCGAAACGAAAGACGCUUUGACUCCAAACGAUAGUGUCUUCACAUUAUUUUACGGCAAAUUCCAGACAAAUGCCCACAGAAUCAAGACUUUAGUGCAACAAAUAGAGGAACGCACCCAUCAAUCGGCACAGUAUAACCAAUACAUGUCUGAAUGUCAUCAGUGCUAUUUCACGGCCAGAGAGUCCCUGAUUGGUCCGGUGCUCUCUCUGGCCAUUGACGAGAUGGUGGCCUCAUAUAAGAGAAACUAUUGUCAACUCAUAAGGAGUUCAACAAAUAUGGUGAUCCAUAUCUGUCAGGACGAGUACCAACUCUUCUUCCAAUUCUUCACUAAAACCACUCCUUUGUUAAACGAUUUCUUGAACAAAAACUGUCAAAAGCUUUACAAUACAUUAAGACCAGUAGUGAUACAUUUGGAACAUUUGGAGUCACUUUCAGAAAUAUGCUAUAUAUUGAAGAAUGAGAUGAUUGAUGAAAAUGUGUUAAACCAAUCGCAAGAAUUGGAACCAUUUAUUCGGUCCAUUGAACACUUGCUUCAGGACACACAGGAGAGACUGGUGUACAGGUCCAAUAUCUAUAUUCAGAGCAAUAUUGUUGACUACAGUCCCUGCGCUGGAGAUCUGGCUUAUCCUGAAAAGUUGGAAAUGAUGAAAAGUAUUGCAGAAAAUCUUGUCGAUAAUAAGACAGAAGAUUCAACUGAUAAUAGAUUUAGAAGUCGUUCCGAUUCUGUGUCCUCUUCUCUGUCAGACAUAUCUUUUGUUACAAAUGAUAGGAAUUAUGAAAAGGCGAAGAAAGAGAUGAAUAGAUCACCGGCUGAUCUACACGGCAUGUGGUACCCCACUGUCAGACGCACUCUCGUGUGUCUCACAAAACUCUACCGUUCAUUAGAUAAAUCGACAUUUCAAGGCCUGUCUCAAGAGGUUUUGACUGCUUGUAUUGAAUCACUUGAUUUAGCCCACAAUCAAAUCACCAAAAGAAAAACUUUACUCGACGGACAGCUGUUUUUCAUAAAACAUUUGUUGAUAAUUCGGGAACAGAUCUCACCCUUUCAUAUAGAGAUUACUCUGAAAGAAGUAUCUCUUGAUUUUAGUCGAACCAGAUCGGCGGCUUUUGAUUUGUUACAAAAACGACAGAAUCUGUUCACUUUGACCACAAAUAAUUCGUUAUUAAAGUUCUUAUUUGAGGGCGCUCCACAAGUGACCGAAAAAGUAGUUGACUCUCAAAAGGCUGUCGACAAUAAGAUUAAAAGCAAAUGCGAAGAGUUUAUAUCACAUUCCACUCAACUCCUGAUGUCUUCGUUCAUUAAUUUGAUUGAUUUGUCAAAACCCCUGCAAAAUGCCAAUCAAUUGAGAAGUCACCAAAUGUUUAGUUCCGUAGAGAAUAUCAAGAAAGCGAUCACCGAAGCGAUGAGUCAAUUGAAAAGCAAUUUAUCAUUAGUGGAGUCGAGAAUGUCGUUAUAUUUAGCCAAUAAGGACACGGAGACUAUACUUUUCCGUCCCAUUAAGGUAUAG
This is a messenger RNA of Oppiella nova, 2614 nucleotides long. NCBI's taxonomy places the organism in Eukaryota, Metazoa, Arthropoda, Arachnida, Sarcoptiformes, Oppiidae. The record is from the annotation of a GenBank genome assembly.